Benincasa hispida (wax gourd) is the source of this 2737-nucleotide messenger RNA. Its product is annotated as vacuolar-sorting receptor 1-like. Gene Ontology annotation, molecular function: calcium ion binding. NCBI's taxonomy places the organism in Eukaryota, Viridiplantae, Streptophyta, Magnoliopsida, Cucurbitales, Cucurbitaceae. The record is from RefSeq and is a predicted model, not a curated record.
AGCAAUCAGUAGAGUAGUUGGAACAAACAUAAACAUUCGAAGUAGUGAAGACGGAAGGGAGCAAGUAACCAAGUACAGUGGCAUGAUCAGGGCGUGGAAUCGUCAACCUCCAUGCGGAAAAUCCAAGCCCCAGCGGGCAGCCCCCAACAUGAAAAAGUAACGAAGUCUCUCCCUCUUUCUCUAUCAUGCCUGUAAGUUUAGUUGCCUGUUACUUCCCGACUAAGGUACCCUCCAUUUUUUAGACUUACCUUGUGCAUUGCAACGGCAACUUCAGAAUCAAAUUGUUACACGUCUCUACCCCGCAAUUCAACGUCGAUCUCUGACUUUGUUCCUCUCAUCUCCCUCCUGCCAUUCUCUCCACCAUCUGUCCUCCAUUAUGAUUCUACUGAUUGAUUCCCGUUUCUUUUAAAUCCAAAAGCCCUAGUUUCAUUUCUUUCUUCCAUACCCACCUUCAUCAACUCAAUUCCGAUUCUCUUCACCCUUGACUACUCGAUCUCAUGAUGCCGGGAAAACCAUGUGUUUUUCUCUCCGUUUGUUUUUUUCUUUCUGUCUCCACUUUGGGUAGAUUUGUUGUCGAGAAGAACAGCUUGAAGAUAAUUUCCCCAGAUUCCAUCAAGGGUGUUUACGAAUGUGCGAUUGGGAAUUUUGGGGUUCCUGAAUAUGGAGGCACAAUGACUGGCAUCGUGCAUUAUCCUAAAGCCAAUCAGAAGGCAUGCAAGAGCUUUGACGACGCCGGUAUCUCUUUCAAGUCCAAACCUGGAAGUCUCCCUACCUUUGUUCUUGCCGAUCGAGGAGAUUGUUACUUCACCACGAAGGCGUGGAAUGCACAAAAUGGUGGAGCUGCAGCGAUCCUUGUUGCAGAUGAUAGACUUGAACCGUUGAUUACCAUGGACUCUCCAGAAGAAGAGAAGGCAGAUGCCAGUUACCUAAAAGACAUUACCAUACCGUCUGCUCUUAUUAGCAAAAGCUUGGGAGAUGACAUCAAGAAAGCUCUAUCUAGUGAAGGGAUGGUUAGUAUAAAUCUUGAUUGGACAGAAGCUCUUCCACAUCCUGAUGAUCGAGUUGAGUAUGAAUUUUGGACAAAUAGUAAUGAUGAGUGUGGGCCAAAGUGUGAUAGUCAGAUUGAGUUUGUGAAGAAUUUCAAAGGAGCUGCUCAGACACUUGAGCAGAAAGGGUACACUCAAUUUACUCCCCAUUAUAUAACAUGGUACUGCCCAGAUGCUUUUACUUUGAGUAAGCAAUGCAAAUCUCAAUGCAUCAAUCAUGGGAGAUACUGUGCACCAGAUCCCGAACAGGAUUUCAGUGAAGGAUAUGAUGGAAAGGAUGUGGUUGUUCAAAAUCUACGCCAAAUUUGUUUCUUUAAAGUUGCAAAUGAAUCUGGAAAACCUUGGCUUUGGUGGGAUUAUGUCACUGACUUUUCAAUCCGUUGUCCCAUGAAAGAAAAGAAGUACAAUGAGGAAUGUGCCAAUGAAGUUAUUAAAUCUUUUGGUAUGGAUCUUAACAAGAUAAAAGACUGUAUUGGAGAUCCAGGGGCAGAUGUGGAGAACCCAAUUCUUAAAGCUGAACAGGAUGCACAGAUUGGUAGGGGUUCCCGAGGAGAUGUUACUAUAUUGCCGACUCUUGUCAUAAAUAACAGACAGUAUAGAGGCAAGCUGGAUAAAGGAGCAGUUCUGAAAGGCAUUUGUUCUGGUUUUCAGGAGACCACAGAGCCUGCAAUUUGUUUAACUGAAGACGUUGAAACAAAUGAGUGUUUAACAAAUAAUGGUGGUUGCUGGCACAAUAAGGAUGCAAAUGUUUCUGCAUGCAGGGAUACAUUUCGAGGAAGAGUUUGUGAAUGUCCUACUGUUCAAGGUGUGAAGUUCAUUGGAGAUGGCUAUACUCAUUGUGAACCCUCAGGAGCUUUACGCUGUGAAAUAAAUAAUGGGGGUUGUUGGAAGGGCACCAAAGAUGGAAGAACUUACUCUGCCUGUUCUGAUGACCAUACAAAGGGCUGCAAGUGCCCUCCGGGAUUUAAAGGCGAUGGAGUCCACAAGUGUGAAGAUGUGGACGAGUGCAAGGAGAAGCUAGCAUGCCAGUGCUCAGAGUGCAAAUGUCAGAAUACAUGGGGCAGCUAUGAUUGCAGAUGCAGAAAUGGUUUACUGUAUAUGCACGAACAUGAUACAUGUAUAGGCAGCAUGGGGAACACUGUGACAAGCUGGAGCGUUGUAAAGAUUAUUAUCCUUGUGUUGGCCAUCACUGGGAUCGCAGGAUAUGCAGUUUACAAAUACAGAAUCCGGAGGUAUAUGGAUUCUGAAAUACGGGCUAUCAUGGCUCAAUAUAUGCCCUUGGACAAUCAAGGAGCGACUUCUAAUUACGCCCCCCGUGGGGAGAUUUGAUAUGGUGACUUCACUGGAAGAUUCAGGUUUUGGACAUUUGUGGAGUCGACUACAUGAAAGGUGUGAGGCUUGAAGCCGGAUACUGAUGUUAUCUUAGGUUGAUGCAGCAGGUGUGUUGGUUGUAAAUUAUAUAUAAAUAUAGCUAAGCUAGUCAGCUGAGGUUUAUAGUCCUGUUGCCAUAUGGGAAAUAUCUGGGGAUUUUAGCUUGUCCUUUUUCUUCCCUUUCCCACCUAUUGCCUGGAAUGUGCAAUUUAUUUGUGUGUCCGUUUUGGGCGUCAAAUGGGACAGGUGAGUGAGGAUUGAGAUCCUCUUUCUUAAUAAAAGGGUGGGCUGAGCGGAGCUAGAUGCCAAAUUCGACUGCA